AUGUCUAAUCCUACUCAAUAACUUUCAUCUUCGGGAGUAUUCUACACUCCCUCUUUUGGGACACCUGGUAUUUCCUCCUCAUAGGCAAAUAAUGGCCGAAAAAACUGCAAUUGCAAGAAUUCGAGGUGUCUUAAACUAUAUUGCGAAUGCUUUGCAAGUGGCGAAUAUUGCAAAAAUUGCAAUUGCAAUGGAUGCUGCAACAACAUUGAGAAUGAAUCAAUCCGCAAGGAGACCAUAUCAACAAUACUUGAAAGGAAUCCCAACGCCUUUAGACCUAAAAUUGCUAGUCUACCGCCUUCAUCACCCUAAGUUACUCAGAAAACAGGCUAGAUAAUCAAUCCUUAAAUAAAUAUUGGACUAAGUACUCCUAUAGUAGCAGGGGUCAACGAUGGAGUCACUGGAAAGCAUGCUAAGGGAUGCGCAUGUAAGAAAUCAGGAUGCUUAAAAAAAUACUGUGAAUGCUUCCAAGCUGGCAUCUUUUGUAGUGAUAAUUGCAAAUGCUGUGAUUGCAAGAAUUAUGAUGGAUCCCUUGACCGUAGAAUAUUACUUGAUAGUAAUGGCUAGAUUGGUGUACCGAUGUCUCCAACUGUGCCUAACUUAUUUAGGCAAUAGUCAGGCGGCGUCUUUGGCUCAAGUUCUCCUAACACAUUACUUCAAAAUAAAACAGUCUAAUAAACUCAUCAUGGUCAUCAUUAAACUUAUAGUUCAAGUGGACAAGGUCCCUUCAUGAAUCUGUUUGCGAAAUAAUUCUCAGAAUAACCUAAACUAUCAAGUGGUGGAGCAAUAGACCUUUAAUAGCAGUAGGAAUAAAAUCUAAAAUUGUUCAGUAAUGAGUUUGGUAUCAAAUUCACCAAGAUGAAUGUGGAGAAGUAACUAUCUGAUAGUCAAUUACUAUAAGGUAAUAGUGGUAAAUAAACAAAUCUAUCAAAUAAUGGAAAGUAUAUGACAAAUAGUGGAACCAAUUCAACACUAGCAACCACAACAAUCAAAAAUAUAAUUACACCUUCGUUUGAUAAUUGCUUAGGCUUAAGUGUAAUAAGUACAGCAGCCAAUUCAAUAAAUACAUUUAUGAAUGACUCUGACGAUCACAAUAGCAAUCAAAGCCUCUCUCCUAAUUAGGGUGAGAAAGAUGCUACCUAGAAAUAAAAAGAAAGCUUGUUAAAUAAAAAAAGAGACAAAAAGAGGUAAUUUAAGCAAGUCAACUACCUCACAAUGCUAAACUAAAUAAUUGACAAUCAAUAUAUGGAUGAUAAGCUUACGCAAUUUUUAAACAUCCUUGAAUAAAAGAAUCCUGAGUAAUAAAUGCUUGAUUAAAGCUAGUAGCACUAAGAUAUAGAAGAAAAAUAAGUGCUGGGAAAGAGAGUAAGGUCUUUGAGACAUUUGUAUAAAGAGCCAGCUGAUGUAUAGCAGAAAAGACAAAGGAAAUUGCUUAGCUUUUUCCUUGAAUCUAUCAAUGAAUUAAAUCAUAGAUUAGAUAAUUAUCAACCACAACCUAUCAUUAAUACGAUAAAGAAAGAUAGCAGUGCUAUCUAAAUUAAAAAAGAAGAAGUCGAUAAAGAACAAUGA
Molecule: messenger RNA, 1566 nt
Organism: Stylonychia lemnae
Lineage: Eukaryota; Ciliophora; Spirotrichea; Sporadotrichida; Oxytrichidae
Source: the annotation of a GenBank genome assembly